GGCAAAUAAAUGAGUUACAAGGGGAAAUUCAGAAUUUGAAAGAAAAACUGGUAAAUAAAGACAGGCAGAUUGCAGAUAUGCAGGCAAACCAAAACAGAAUGUAUGCAGAGAAUGAUAGUCUAAUGCUCAGAGUGAAAAUGACAGAACAGACAGCAGCAAGGGCAAGGGCUUCCCUACCAAAGGAAUCUCGGGUUGCUGCAAAGAAACAGGUUUUGCAGGAAACGGUUACACCAGCAAACAAUGCCAGAUUCGAUAAGACAGCAGAAACUGAAACUUUAGCCGAGAUAGCAGAAAAUAUGACGGUGGCAGUUGUGGAAUAUACAAACCAGAGUGUGUAUAUUGGAGAAAUGGAGGGAAACAUGAUGACCUUUGCCCGUCGGCCAGUCGGAAAACUAACAAGUUCUCUCAACGUAAAAAAUAAACAGAGCGUGAUUUUGAAUCCCUUGGACAAAAUGAAAAUUAAUCGUCGAUAUAUAAUUGCAAAAUUCGAAGGAUGUAAGAAAGACAACGUAAUACAAUUAUCGGAAAUUCAGAUUCAACUUAUAAAUCAGUCCGUAGCUUCAUAUUGUUCUAAACAAGCUUCAGACAUCUAA
This is a messenger RNA of Mya arenaria, 593 nucleotides long. RefSeq lists its product as uncharacterized. Lineage: Eukaryota; Metazoa; Mollusca; Bivalvia; Myida; Myidae. The transcript has 6 exons. The coding region runs from base 78 to 593 and encodes 171 amino acids. The record is from RefSeq and is a predicted model, not a curated record.